Messenger RNA from Torulaspora delbrueckii, 1512 nucleotides. RefSeq names its product Gfd2p (gene GFD2). The coding region runs from base 1 to 1512 and encodes 503 amino acids. The transcript has a single exon. Gene Ontology annotation, cellular component: nucleus. NCBI's taxonomy places the organism in Eukaryota, Fungi, Ascomycota, Saccharomycetes, Saccharomycetales, Saccharomycetaceae. The record is from RefSeq and is a predicted model, not a curated record. Gene Ontology annotation, molecular function: nucleic acid binding.
AUGUAUACAGGUGGGAAUAUCAAAUUACGAGGUCAGGAGGCAGCAUUCAGCUCAGUUCCGGUGCGAAUGAAUUCUGGGGCAUCUGGGCAUCGGGUGAGAGGACUGCCGCAUUCUGUAAGAUCUGGGAUUGGUCUUUAUAAAAGUGCCUGCUCUACAUCCAAUAAAGUUGCGAAAAAGAGGAAAUCGUGGAUCGAUGAGUUUGACCAUUUUGCUCGGUUGCGCAGUAUUUCAUGGGAUCAUAGUUCAGAGGCCAAUUCGAGCCUGAAGAAGAUGAUUGAAGAGUAUUUGAAGAAAAUUCAAGCGCAGUAUGGAGAGCUUAACGCGAUCAGCACAGUUGAAUUGAAUGAAAAGUUGGAUAUUGUGAAGGAAAAGUGGGUUGAGGAACAUGGAUCACUGCCGGAACCAUCAAAGACAAAAGGUAAGAAAGAAAAGGUUCAAAAGAAUGAGACGUACAAGAAAACCGAAAUGGUAACACCAGAGGAGGAUGCCAAGAAAAAAGUGCAAAAAGAAUACGAGGCCAAGUUGCGUCAAAUCAAAGAUGAUCAUCGUCCAAUGGUUUACGCCAAUCCAGGUACAACAAACUUCGACUAUCUUUGCAACAGUAUCCGAUUAAUGACAGCGAGAAAAACCAUUUGUUUCUCACUGGAUGUGGAGGCCUACGAGUUCGAUAAUGACGUUGUCACUGAGAUAGGUAUAGCCAUCUAUGAUCCAAGAGAAAAUGUUCACUCCCUGGUACCGAUGACCAGGAACUACCAUCUUAUAAUAUCAGAAGCUCUCCCGUUAAGGAACAAGAAGUACGUUUGCGAUUUUAAGGACUGUUUCUUACUCGGAGAAAGUCUAGUAAUGAGUCUACAUGAGUGUGUGGAGUUCGUGCAGUCACUCGUCGAUUUCUACAUGAGAUCUCAAACUCCCGAAGACAAGUCGUGGUCCAGAGCAUUCGUUGGACACAAUGUUCUUGGGGAUUUGCGCUGGAUGAAGAAUCUAGGCGUCAAAAUCCCCGAAGAAGAGAUCAUGGAUCACUCGUUGCACAAAGUGAAUCUUGAGACUGAAUCCAAUAAAACUGAACCCAUAUUCAUCCUAGACACGGAAAAACUUUAUAGAUUCUGUUACGGUAACAAAGGCGGAAACUUGGGGAGAUUAUUACGACUCUUCAAGAUACCGCAUGCUUUUUUACACAACGCUGGUAACGAUUCCCACUACACUUUGAAACUAUUGAUGCAUAUGUGCGAUGUGAACUUCAGAAAGCAAGCUGGUAUGGAUAACUUACUCGAAAUGUCCAACAAGAUUAGGCAAUGGAUAGAUCGCGAAAAGCAAGAGCCGAAGGUCUUGCCAAUGUCAUAUGCUCUAUCUGUUGUCGAUGCUACGAAGAAACGUCCAGCAACCACAACAAGACAGGAUACGAAGACUCCCAGAAAGAGACAAGCUAAGGAUCUGGUUCCCCAAACCGAAUUCGGAGGAUCUCAAUAUUUCGUCAACGCUCGGGAUGCCUUUCAAAGUACUUUAGAGAUGUAG